Messenger RNA from Setaria italica (foxtail millet), 1342 nucleotides. RefSeq lists its product as uncharacterized. The record is from RefSeq and is a predicted model, not a curated record. Bases 395 to 847 code for a protein of 150 amino acids. The transcript is spliced from 2 exons. NCBI's taxonomy places the organism in Eukaryota, Viridiplantae, Streptophyta, Magnoliopsida, Poales, Poaceae.
CGUCCGUCCGCACCCACGCUCGCUCGCUCGCUUCCCUCCCACCCGGCUGCCCGGCAGGCCUCCCACUAUAUAUCGUGCUCGUGCCCCGGCUCAACCCCACCCCCUUCACUCCACGAGAGCUCUUCCCCUUCCUCAAAGCAGCCAUCGCUCUCCUCACUAAUCACAAGUACACCAACUGGCCAGUUAGGACUCCACGAGCUGACUGAGCUUGCUCCACAGCCUCCACUCACUCGCUCACUCACAGGCCAGAGUGUAGUGUACUAGCUAGCUCCUCUCUUGAUCUCCACGCAGCUUGACUCGCGCACAAGAUCAGAGCGCUCACCGGAGCUAGCUCUGGGCUGGGGAGAGGCGGAGCAACCAGAUAGCAGAGCCCGCGUGCGUGGCGACAUGGUGCAUGGCCGCAUGUGUUAACAUGUACAACCCGGAGCACCACCAGCACCAGCCGGCGCCCUUCAUGGCACCGCGGAUGUCCUUCUCCAGCGACUUCGCGGUGGAGCCGCCGCCCCCGGCCGCGGCCCGCGGGGGCGCGGCUCCCGGGGACACGGACUUCGAGUUCUCCGUCGGCAGCCACCCGAUGAUGGCCGCCGACCAGCUCUUCUCCAAGGGCCGCCUCCUGCCGCUCCGGGAGGCCCCGCACGGUGGCGCCGGCGGCGGCCGGCCCGUGACGCUGCGCGACGAGCUGCGCGCCGACGAGCGCCACGGCCGCGUGCCCCGCGCGCCCAACAUCCGGUGGAAGGAGCUGCUCGGGCUCAAGAAGGCGCCCAAGAAGCAGGCCGCCGCCGACGCCGGCACGUCCACCGACGCCCAAACGGAUCUUGGAGGCCAGCAGGGAGGCACGAGAGACUGAUCGAAGCAGCUAGCAUGAAUUGUGAGUGGCGAAGAAAUGGAUGAUGGUGGUUAUUGGGUGGUUAUUGAGCUAGCUGCUCAUCGUCAGCUUGUUGAUGACGAUUCGGCAGUCGGUCGAGCAAGCUAGCUCUCGAUCAUAUCUCAGUGCUUAACCGGAGAUGAAGCAAUGAAGAGCAAGAAGACGUCCGGAAGGCCACGCACGAAUGUGCAUUUCCUUGUUACUACUACUCUUUGCUGCUGCUGCUUCAUUCUCCUCUUCUUUUUAUUCUGGGUGCAUGUAAAAGGGAUUUUUGAUCAUUUGUUCCUCGGUACGUAGUCAGUAAUUGGUUCGUCCUGUAGAUGCAUCCGCGGAUGCUCGAGUUGCAUUGUAAUGGUUGUAGUGUAGCAGUCGCAGUCGUAGUCAAAUUAACUCCAGCUAGCUGUGCUGUGCCUAUCUCUGAUGUUUUGAAAGGGCCAGUUAAAUGUAGUAUUAUCCCUCCCCACGUGGUGUGUGGUC